CCGAUUUUUUGAGACAUGUGCUUGAACUUCGCCCAUACCGCAGACAUAGCAGUGACUAUAAACCUUUGAAUGGAAAACAUGAAACCCUGAAAAAGGUGUAUCGAGUGACGUCCAAAUAUCAGACCCAUUAGAGGAUGGUUUUGUGUCAGUUUGUUCAAAAAUCGUAGGGACGGGGAGCGAUAGUAAGCAUUACUGCACAUGUAGUUCACCGACUAAUGGGAUGAAAACUUACUUAUACCGCUCACUUCCCUCGAUCGCUUUUCUUCUGUUUCCUCUAUAUUCCUUCACCUCUCUUGCAAUAAACGAGUCUCAAUAUGCCCAGACAUGUGUCUUUCGGAUCUGAGAGUGAUCACUUCGAUCCCGAGAACAGCUCACCGCUUAUGACAAGCCGUGAUAGCAUGGAGAAAUAUCAUGACUACAGUCGCGAUUGCAGCAGCGAUGGCUCGACAAGGGACAGUAGAGCACCAGCCGCUUACCAGAAGCAAUGGCUCUUUUACCUCCCUAUCGUCUUCAAUGGUCUUUUGACUCUCCUGGUAUUCGGUCUGCUGGUCUGGAUCUUCAUGCUCCAGAGCAGGAACUACGAUAUCUUCGCACACGUCCCUCCCUACUCGAGCGAGAUCAUAUACACACCCGAUGUGGCUCCACCCUUGCUUGGUCCCGAGUUCCAGAAACAUACGGAAGUCUUCCAUCGAAACGAGAGCUUCAUGGGGAUGAAGGCGAAAGCAUACCCAGCUUGGCAUGAGAUAUUACAUCGUUCCAGACACGGGCGUGUAGCAUUUGACAGUCGACCUGAUGAGUUUUUCGGAAUCGGUGGAUAUCAUGAGCUGCAUUGCGUUUGGUUGUUACAACAGACCAUCGACAAAGCUCUUACCGGAGUUGUUCCCGACGAGAUUGAAGCCGACCACUUGUAUCACUGUGCCGAGUUUCUGCGACAGUCCGUCAUGUGUCAUGCUGAUAACACGAUUGAGAGGAGAUUCAAAGGUAUCCUCGGGCCUUUCUCUGCCAACAAUACGCAUGUUUGUGGUGAUUGGUAUGCUCUGAUGGAUUGGGCAGAUGCACACAAGUACACUGGGGUCUACCUAAACCCUACUACCAAGCUUCCUCCAUAA
Messenger RNA from Aureobasidium subglaciale EXF-2481, 1109 nucleotides. RefSeq lists its product as uncharacterized. NCBI's taxonomy places the organism in Eukaryota, Fungi, Ascomycota, Dothideomycetes, Dothideales, Saccotheciaceae. Bases 315 to 1109 code for a protein of 264 amino acids. The transcript is spliced from 3 exons. The record is from RefSeq and is a predicted model, not a curated record. Gene Ontology annotation, biological process: mycotoxin biosynthetic process.